Penaeus monodon (black tiger shrimp) is the source of this 597-nucleotide messenger RNA. RefSeq lists its product as uncharacterized. The record is from RefSeq and is a predicted model, not a curated record. The coding region runs from base 1 to 597 and encodes 198 amino acids. Lineage: Eukaryota; Metazoa; Arthropoda; Malacostraca; Decapoda; Penaeidae. The transcript is spliced from 3 exons.
AUGUUAGUUGUUUUGUUGUUUGAGAGUGUGUUAGUUCACAUCUCUUCGAAAAGAUCGCUGUGCAAAAAUCAUACAGAUCAAGAGAAGUACACCACAUGCUGUAAAUGGUGCUUAUUCAUUACAUACUAUCAGCAGCUACGACGUAAGAGGCUGCCCCAUGGCCCCAACUUGGUUUACCUGGAGUCCUGUAGGGUAACAGGGUUCAGUGUACUACUGGCCGUGAGAUCAGUAACAGCAGAGGUAACAGUGGGUCAUCAUGGGCAUACGUCUGGCACCAUGAAGCACACGGUUGCUGCGAAGAAGCUCGGUGUUGUGGCGGUGGCGCUGGUGCUGCUCAAUCUCUUGUACCACCACUACAACAACCUCGUUGGUCACGAUCCCAUAGCUCCUGCGCAUAGUCCGUAUCCACGAACGGAAGCUGUAACCUCACGCAAGAAGACGCAGAGCGCAAGUGUGAACCUCAGAAGAACCUCGUGUACCUCAAGACGCAUAAGUGCGCCUCGUCUACUCUCCAACGGGUGUUCCUCAGGCAAGUGCAGAGGACAUUUUGCUUUUUAUUUUUGGGUCAAUGUACUUCACUUGCUGUUUAUUAAAUAA